Messenger RNA from Stegodyphus dumicola, 1875 nucleotides. RefSeq lists its product as uncharacterized. Gene Ontology annotation, molecular function: structural constituent of chitin-based larval cuticle. Gene Ontology annotation, cellular component: chitin-based extracellular matrix. The record is from RefSeq and is a predicted model, not a curated record. NCBI's taxonomy places the organism in Eukaryota, Metazoa, Arthropoda, Arachnida, Araneae, Eresidae.
GGUAGACCUUGUGUUAGAUGACCGGUUAAGAAUUUCGGAUUGUAUAAAUACUGCUCUCGAUUACAAGGCAAAUAUCAGUUUCGUCUGAGACAACUACAGCUCUAAUCAUGCAGGCUAUUAUCCUCUUCGCUCUCUUUGCCGCUAGUCAAGCAACAGGGUUCUACUCUGUACCAGCACUUCUGAGCACUGGAGCUAGUAAACAGUACAGAGCUCAAGAUAGCAUUGGUAACUAUCAGUUUGGUUAUGAUGAGGGUCAUCUUUCCGGAGGAUCCUUCCGAAAAGAAGCUGGUGAUGCCUUUGGUAACAAAAUCGGAUCUUAUGGCCUGAGGGAUGCUGAUGGUCGUCAACGUAUCGUCAACUACGUAGCCGAUGCAGCAGGAUUCAGAGCAGAUAUCAAGAGUAACGAACCCGGAGUUGAGCCCAAAGACCCCGCUGCAGUUUCCAUCAAUAAGGCUAUUGCCAUUGCCCCAGCUGUGGCCACCUACGCAGCAGCAGCUCCAGCUCCCGUCUUGGCCACAUAUGCAGCCCCAGCACCCGCUUUAGCUGCCUACGCUGCAGCCCCCGCUAUCUCUUAUGCUGCCCACUCUAUCGCCCCUGUUGCCCACUAUGGUCUCUAUAAAGGUUCAGCAUACCCAUAUGCUGGGCUUUACCACUUGUUCAGAAUAAACUACAUUCAAAUACCAAAAAGGCCAGAAGCACAGUGGAAAACUUCAAGAAAUAGAAGUGGGGACAUGCCAAAACCGAUGCUGGAAAAUGCUAUUUGCAUCUUUCGUUACAUCAGGGAAGUUGAUACAACAAAAGAAAUUUGGGUGCUGUUGACUUUGCUCUUCAGUUGUCAAGCAGCUGUCAUCCUCACGCCCAGAAAUCCGGACGACGUGGGAGCUGCAGUCACUUUCAAUAACCAAGACGGUAUUGGUAGUUAUGAUUUUGGUUACAGCGAAGGACAUCCUUCCGGAUCCUCGUUUCGAAGAGAAACAGGUGAUGCUGCUGGUAACAAAAUAGGUUCAUUUGGCUUAAGAGAUGCUGACGGACGUCUAAGGAUCGUCAGAUACGUCGCAGAUGCAAAUGGAUUUCGAGCAGACGUAACAUCUAAUGAACCUGGUGUAGCCCCUCAAGACCCAGCUUCUGCCACAAUAAACAAACCCGCUGUUGUUCUCCCAGCUGCUCCCGUGGCACCAGUGGCACUGCCACCACCACCACCGCCACCGCAACCAGCACCGGCGAUACCCGUUCAACCUGUUAAAGCUUUACCUCCGCCACCUCCACCACAGUACAAUUACAUCUACUCUGCUCCAGCACCAGCUGCACCAGUUGCUUUUGCUCCAGCUCCAGUAGCAGCACCUCCGCCACCACCUCCAGCUUAUUACAGACCAGUUGCUCCUGUGGCAGCCGCCCCAAUUGGAGUUGCUCCCGUUUCCAAGAAUUUCGCUGCUUAUGGGCCUCCACCUCCUCCACCACCACCACCUGCGUACUAUACCAACCUCGUACAGGGGAAGGGCUAUGUGAAUGCUGUCAGAAAUUAUGCUAGUCUGCUACCCCCUUUUGCUGCUGUACCACCACAGUUUGGAUACGUACGAGCUAAGCCUCUUGCCGCCUUCCAAGCCCUCGGGUAUCCUUUAUAACAUACAAACGCCUAGAUUAAUAAAUAUUUACUUGUAGACUGCAAAGCGGCGGUACAGUUUAAGGUACCUACCUGCCUAUGAUAGCAAGUCAUAAAUUUGUUAAAAAAAAAGAUGUAAUUUUAAGCUUUAUUCGCUCUACUUAUCUUGGGUCAAACCAUUUAAAAGUAAAUUUAAAUUAUUCAUUACCAGUUUAGGAUAAUUAUGUGAAAUAUUGAAAUUUUUAUUGCCUUUAACCCUCUGAGCGGCCAGGGUU